This is a messenger RNA of Camelina sativa (false flax), 835 nucleotides long. Its product is annotated as peptidyl-prolyl cis-trans isomerase. Lineage: Eukaryota; Viridiplantae; Streptophyta; Magnoliopsida; Brassicales; Brassicaceae. The record is from RefSeq and is a predicted model, not a curated record. Gene Ontology annotation, biological process: protein peptidyl-prolyl isomerization; protein folding. Gene Ontology annotation, cellular component: cytoplasm; cytosol; plasma membrane. Gene Ontology annotation, molecular function: cyclosporin A binding; peptidyl-prolyl cis-trans isomerase activity.
CCCUAAUUUCAACAUCUUUCAAUUCACAAACCCAAUCUUCAAUUCUUCGAUUUCUUCUCUCAAUCUUUCAAAUCUCUCCCCUAAAAAAAAAAAAAGAAAAAUGCCGAACCCUAAAGUUUUCUUCGACAUGAGUCUAGGCGGUGCAUCCGCCGGUCGUAUCGUGAUGGAGCUUUUCGCUGACACUACCCCAGACACGGCGGAGAAUUUCAGAGCUCUCUGCACCGGCGAGAAAGGAGUCGGGAAGAUGGGCAAGCCACUUCACUACAAAGGUUCAAGCUUUCACCGUGUGAUUCCUGGGUUCAUGUGCCAAGGAGGUGAUUUCACCGCCGGGAAUGGAACCGGUGGUGAAUCGAUCUACGGAGCUAAGUUCAAAGACGAGAACUUUGUCAAGAGGCAUACCGGGCCUGGUAUUCUCUCCAUGGCUAACUCUGGUCCCAACACUAACGGAUCUCAGUUCUUCAUCUGUACUGAGAAGACCUCGUGGCUAGAUGGGAAGCACGUUGUGUUUGGUCAAGUCGUUGAAGGUUUGGAUGUGGUGAGGGCGAUUGAAAAGGUUGGAUCUGAUUCCGGAAGGACAUCGAAGCGUGUGGUUGUUGAGAAUUGUGGUCAGCUUUAGAUCUGAGAGUGUGUGUAAGAGAGAGAGACCUUGAUCUUUUUUUUUUUUUUUUUUAAUGAAUAAUGGUGUCUUUUGCUUUUGGUUUUGUUGUUUCUACUUCCUUCCUCUCUAGUUUAUCUAGGGGUUUGAGUGUUUUUCUGAUUUGGGAUUGUUUCCAGUUUGUAAAAACCCUUUGUGUAGGGUUUUGACUACCUUGAAUAAAAUUACAAGCUUUUUAAA